Molecule: messenger RNA, 1168 nt
Organism: Clupea harengus (Atlantic herring)
Lineage: Eukaryota; Metazoa; Chordata; Actinopteri; Clupeiformes; Clupeidae
Exons: 4
Coding region: 170-1069 (299 amino acids)
Cellular component (GO): cytoplasm
Molecular function (GO): NAD+ poly-ADP-ribosyltransferase activity
Source: RefSeq, a predicted model, not a curated record
AUGAAAUCGAAACAACACAUGAAGACACACCUACCGUUUCCGCCUGUACUGUUAAAAUGCAUGUUCAUAUUUAGUAGGAAGCACUCUCUGAUGAUAAUUCAUUCAUUCGGAUCCAUUUCACCGAACCAGAGCAAAGAUCUUCAGACCACUUAAAAGGGCUUGAAUCAAGAUGUGGGCAGAAAAUGACUUUCCUCCACCAGGUCAGCUUCUCCUCGCCAGCUUGGAUGUGCCAGGUGAUGAUAAAGUCUACACCAUGUACCAUGGCACAUCAAAAGAAGUUGCUGCCCUCAUUAUGAAAACAGGCUUCAAGCAGUCCAGUGAUGGUAUGCUGGGACAGGGAGUCUACCUCAGCCGGGAUCUGCAGAAGGCCAGCAGGUAUCCUCUGGAACUGCCUGAGUCACAGAGAGUCGUCAUCAAAGUGAGAGUGAAUGUUGGCAAGGUUGUAGCAAUUAACCGCCAAGGACACCCUCUGCAGAAGACUUGGCAUUAUAACGGGUACAACACAGCCUGGUGCCCUCCGAACUGUGGUAUGGUUCGCAGUGGUCUGGAAGAGGACUGCGUGUGGGAUCCCAAACGGAUUACCAUCAUUAAAGUCAUUUCCCCAAACAUGGGUGAAUAUCCUCGCCUCGCCAGCUUUGAUGCACCAGGUGAUAACAGAGUCUACACCAUGUACCAUGGCACAUCAAAGCAAGCUGCUGCCAUUAUUUUGAAAACAGGCUUUAAGCAGUCCAGUGGUGGUAUGCUGGGACAGGGAGUCUACCUCAGCCGGGAUCUGCAGAAGGCCAGAGCGUACCCUCUGGGACUGCUUGAGUCACAGAGAGCCGUCCUCAAAGUGAGAGUGAAUGUUGGCAAGGUUAUAGCAAUUAACCGCCAAGGACACCCCCUGCAGAAGAGUUGGCAUUAUCACGGAUACAACACGGCCUGGUGCCCUCCGAACUGUGGUAUGGUUCCCAGUGGUCUGGAAGAGGACUGCGUGUGGGAUCCCAAUCGGAUUGUCAUUAUUGACGUAAUUUACCCAAACAUGGGUGCAGGUGGAGGGUAUGGAGCUCCAAGUGGCUACUACCGCUGAGAGAUGUGAGAAUUCACUGUUGUACAGAAUACUGGAUGAAUUUCAAGUCUUCCAGUACAAUAAGGAAAUCACUUAAUGUAAUAAACAUCUUUGAUUUCA